Lottia gigantea (owl limpet) is the source of this 447-nucleotide messenger RNA. RefSeq lists its product as hypothetical. The record is from RefSeq and is a predicted model, not a curated record. The transcript has a single exon. The coding region runs from base 1 to 447 and encodes 148 amino acids. Lineage: Eukaryota; Metazoa; Mollusca; Gastropoda; Lottiidae.
AUGGUUUUGGAAGCUGGUUCAAAUCCCAUAGAAACCAUUAAACAACCUGGGGAAUUUGACACACAGUUGAAAACAGUUCUAUAUCCCAAAAACUACGAUUCAGUCUUAGGCUGGAUACCCGAUGUUGGCGAUGGAAGAGUUUUAAAAGAACCGGUAAGAAAUGUUCCAAAUGAUGCAAAUGAAGUUAGAAUGAGAGCUAUUGCUCGAAACACAAUAGAAAUAGUAGGACGAGCAGGUAAUCAGGGGUUUGAAAAACGAGUACUUCAGUACAAUAAUGAUGUUGAGAAUAAUAGGUUUGGUAAUUACGUAAAUUGGAAAUUAUAUUCUUUAUUCGGUCUGAUGGAACACAGAAAAAUUUCCAUAGGGUUACCAUAUAAAAUUCAUCUACAAAGAGAAAUCAAUGAUGAUAAGAUAUUCUUUGGAGGGAAUGCUUCAGAUGGAAAUUAG